CUCUUGUACGCAAGAAUUUUGUCUAUUCGGCAAGGAGAGUGAAAAAUUCAUUCAACACAGCAAGAAGUGGAGUGAAACGCAUUAAGUGUGGCAACCGAAAAAAGAAAUACUAGUGUAAUUUAGUGCAGUUUUCGCAAUAAUUGGAACGCAAAAUGGCAAUCGAUGCAGUCUAAACCAGUCUGCUGUUCCGAUGCUUCUACGGGUAAUGGAAAUUUAAUGUUUGUGUUCGGAAAAAGUGAAAAGAAGAUAGCGUGUUGUUUUUAGGCGUGUGCUAAGAAGUGAAAAAAAACUAGCUCACAAGAGGCACUAGACCUCCACCGUGGAGGCUGGAGGAUAAGUGCGACAAUUUGUUACGGUGGGCGUCCAAAGAAAAUAUUGUUCAUGGGAAAAUCCCCCCAGGGCCAGUGGUGAUAGUUCUACUACUUCCGAAAACAAAAAUAAUUUUUCAAAAUUGGCGGUUCUGGGCCGAACAGCGAAAUAAUUAUGGCUGAUCAAAACGAGAAAAUUCUUCAUCGGUUACUGCAGAUCGACGGUAAUAACGAAUGUGCAGAUUGUGCGGCCAAACAUCCCGAGUGGGCCUCGUACAACAUUGGAAUCUUUUUGUGCACCCGAUGCUGCGCCGUCCAUCGGAAUAUGGGCGCCCACAUUUCCAAAGUCAAACACUUGAAGCUGGACAAAUGGGAAGACAGCCAGCUGGAGCGGAUGAUCGAGGUUGGAAAUAAGGCAUCGAAGAUGAAAUACGAACAGCGGGUCCCAGCUUGCUAUCGACGCCCGAGGGAGAACGAUCCGCAAAUCCUAAUCGAACAGUGGAUCCGGGCCAAGUACGAGCGGCUCGAGUUUUGCAUGAACGAACGGCCGAUCUACACCUUCGGGCACAUGGAAGGUUUCUUGAUGAAGCGUGGCAAGGAGGACAGUCGCUACCAGUUGCGCAAGUUUGUGCUUUCCGAGGCGGAUGACACACUGCGCUACUACGUGAAGGAGAAACGCGAACCAAAGGCAAUCCUAAGAAUUUCCGAACUGAACGUGGUGUACGCACCGGCCAAACUCGGCAAUCCCAACUCGCUGCAGUUGACGUUCAUGAAGGACGGUACGACUCGGCACAUUUACGUGUACCACGACGAUCCGAAGGAGAUCAACAACUGGUACAUGGCGAUACGGUGCGCCAAACUGCACCGGCUACAGAUAGCAUAUCCGAGCGCUUCCGAGUGUGAUCUGGUGGAUUACUUGACGCAUGAUUUUGCCCGGGAAGGCUGGCUGCUGAAAACGGGACCAAGAACAACCGACAGCUACAAGAGACGGUGGUUUACGUUGGACGAUCGCAAGUUAAUGUACCACGAUGAUCCGUUGGAUGCAAACCCGAAAGGGGAAAUCUUUCUCGGCAAUCAGUUGGAUGGUUACAGCAUUCGGAUAGGGGCACCGGUUGGCGCGAAAGAUCAGGGUUUUAGUUUUACACUGUUCACACCCGAACGGACGUAUAAUUUGUCGUCACAUAGCGAACAGGACCGCGACGAGUGGAUGACGGUUAUCCAAAAGGUGCUGGAACGGCCGCUCAGUCCGCAGGAUAGUUCAAUAUCCGCACGACUCAUUCGCAAACGGGGUGGAACCAAUUCGAUUAACAUCUUCACCGGCAGGUAAUAACUUUUAAUGCUUCUAUUUGUUUAGCUUGAAUUAGUUUAAGUAAAAACAAUGCAUUACGUAAUAGAAAGCUUUCGUGUCGCGAGACUCUGUCCCGUGAUCGUAUGCAGGAUAGAAUUCUGUGUCCAUAUUAUGCUACGAAUAAUAGCACGGAGAAAGCAAAAUCUAAAACAGUUAAUUUACAAUCGUUGUUGAAGGACUUUAGUUUGUAAGUGUGUAGACGGAUUCGAGCAGCGAUAUAGAUAAUAGGGAUCGUAGAAAAGUUGAAUUCAGUCACCGAUAUAGUUGCAUACUGCAUGUUUAUGUUGGGUUGCAUAAACUUUCGCAACCUAGGGGUUAUUUGUACGCCACUGGCAUCCUUGUUUAAAAAUUUAAUAUUGUAUUGUUUUCUUCCAAUUACUUGCUUGUAAAGCUCUAUAUUUAAAAUUGAAAUAAUGAUCACCAUAAUAUUAGGUAACUUAUUGAUGACGACAUUAGCAAAUAAUCGUAUUGAAACCAGGUAAAGGAGGAAGAACUAGAAUUGAUUAUUUUAUACAUAUUUGUUCGUAAGUGUGUGUGUGUGUACGUGUGUGAAAUCAAAGCUAAUCAAUCGUCCCCGGGUGGUCAGAGGACUUGACGUCAACUAGCAGCUCACGUGCCGAACGACGUACUACACUCCAACACUGCCUAUUUUUGCCAAAUAACAUAAAUACAAAUCGCAGGCAGACGAGACGAAUCGGAUCAAUAUAGGAAUAAUUUUUAUACAAAGCUUUACACCCUCGUACACAGAUAGAAGUUAAAAGUCUGAUUUUUAAUCAUAAAUAUGAAAUAAGGAUUAUUUAUUCUUAUUUUAGAACUUUUUACCACCGAAAUAAACGAAGUUGACAAGCAGAAUCAAGGGAUGAGGGAUUUAGUCAAACCCGUUUUGGGACCGUUUGGUUAGCUUCUGGACGAUGUUGGAAACGUGUCCUCCCCGUGAAAAUGAGUCAAAAGAAGCCGUGAAAUGAAAUCUGCGACGGAGAUGUAAAUGUUCUGGCUUGAAGAAAAAGUAGUAGAUUUAUGAAAUGCCACUUUUAUUAGAACAUUUUACGCGGAUGGCAUUGCAAAAAGCCAUUAUAAUCUAACUUAAAGCACAUCCCAAUUGCAGCGAUCACGGUCACCACACACGCUCAUUUAAGUCGUUUUCGCUUGAUACCAAAUCUAAUUCAGUUUUAACAUAAACCGCUGUCAAAUCGUUUGAUUGAAGCCAAUUUCGCACCUAGUUUCAACUAAACGUAAAUUGAAAUUCAAGUCAGUUUCGAACCUGAUUCUAAACGAAGUAGCUGGCUGUCUUUGGUUGAAGAUGUCCUUUUCGCAGUUUCAGUGCAGGGUUUACCGUUGUGUGCAGGUUGUUCACGAAACUGUCGCGUAAUCAUCGCGACUUUCAUAGGUAACCAACGAUUUACAAGGAUGCCUUCCGCCCUGACCACAAAUUACAUAAGAUGGAAUUGCCUCAAGCAGUAGCAUAGUUCCCUUUCGGUGGAAAGAAUUUCUUUGUACUGCGUCGUAUUUUCUCAAAUGAAAUGAUCACUGACCUUCGGGGGAAGUUCAUGUACACGCACCUGAAAGGGAUUUUGUAAUUAACGUUGUCAUACUCGAUACUAUGCAGGUCGAAUUCCAGAGAGAAUAUUCGCAGAUGAGCCUAAUAAUGACUUCACAAAGAGCUUCUCUUCUAAAGCUGGCUUCAGAUACAAUUGGAACAAAGACAGUUGCCUGUAUUUCAGUUAUUUAUUAUUGAAUUCACGAUCUUUUUUUAUACAAAUGUAGCGUUUUCUUCAUACUUUUAAGAAAAAAUGCGGAUAAAAUUAUUCGUCAGGGUUUCGAAGGAAUUCUCGAAUUUUUCCUGUAAGACGGCUCAUUAGGCGGCGAAUACCUUCUUCGUCCAUCGUUUUAGUUAUCUUAUUCAACCAGGUCGUCAUCUGAUUGAUGUCUUUGACAACCUUUCCCUUUACCUUGAGUCUCCUCUUCAUAGGGCGGAACUGGGGGCAGUUGGGUGGGUUAAGGUUUUUCGGAACAAACUUGACCCCUUUCUCUGCAUACCAUUCUUGAACGACUUUGCUUUGUAUGACAGCUUGCCAAAUCUGGGCAAAACAUUACGGGAUGGUCGUGGGAUCGAAUGAACGGCAAAAUUCGUUUUUGGAGACACUCUUUUUGGUAUAGUUCCGAUGUCAUUGUCUUAUUUGUAACGAAAACUUUCGUUUUUUUGCCACAGCUGCAAAUGCUCUGUCAAAUCAUAAAUUUUCUUGCAAAUUUGUCGGCAAAAAAUUUUUGACCUGGGAUUUGCCAGAAGUCAGCCUUGACAUAGGUUUCAUCGUCCAUCAGAAGACACCCGUUGAACUUGGUCAGCACCUGGUCACAUAGUUUUCGAGCACGAAUUUUGACCACACAAUUCUGUUUUAUGGUACGAUUUGGCUGUUUGCUAGCUCGAUACGACUUGAUUCCUUCCCGGAGUCGAGUUCUCCUCACGGUACUAUGGGCAGCACCGAAUUUUCUGGCCAAAUCACAGUCCAACAGAUUAGGAUUCCUCUUAAUCGUCUUCAAUAUCUUACCACGCAGUUUCCGGUCGACAGUUCCACUCCGACGAUUGGCUUGAGGCUUCCGAAUCGUCGCCAAUGUUUCCUUAUACCGUUUGAUAACGCGCCAUACGGUAUUUCUGGGCAAUUUCAGCUGUUUAGCUAGCCUAGAUGCAGACCACAAUGGAUUUUCCAAAUAACUGUGCACAAUUUUUUCCCUUCUUUCGGCUUCCAUGUUGAUUGUUUACAACGCACAGUCGAUUAGCGGAAUGUCAAAAAUCAUACGUGAAGCUGACAAAAUUCCCGACACGUGGGCGUCAAGAACUUCCAAAUCCGUCCACCAGCAGCGCCACAAUAUGAGCAAAAGUUUGUUCCAAUUCUAAAUGAAAAUUCUAAAGCUUUACUAAAAAAAAGUUGCAGUAUGUGGAUUUAUGUUUAUCUAAAAAUUAUCAUUCUGUCAUUGACCCAAACAGUAAAGUUCGUGAACGAGAAAAGGUUUAUGAGAAAAACUUCAUUAAAAAUUGGAAGCGUCUUUAAUUUUUUUACGUAUAUUAUCAACGAAAUAUACUAUUUAAUAACAAUAAGCCCUAAAUGAAAGCUCAGUUACUCUUUUUCUCUGAAAUUUUGUGUUCUAUAAUAAUGAAAAGAGAAGACUUCAAUAUUUUCUCCUUUAAAUAUAGUGGAGGAGCUACAAAAAUUUGUGCACUGGUGUGCCUUUUGGGAAAAAGUGACCAGAAAGCCCUGCAAGUAAGUAUAUGUGGAACACAAAAAUCAAAAUGAUACCCAAAUAAUCAAAUCAGAGCUUAAAAUUGGCACGCAUUCACAAUGAAAGAAUCAACAUAUCCAACAGCGUCAUAUUCGUUUUCUCGCCGUCUCAUUCGUAAACAAACGAAGAGAGACGAAGCACUUCCGUAUUUCGCAAAAGAGAGUAUCGAUGUUAACGUCACUCGUUCCCCUACGACAAGACGAAACCAAAAUUACGUUUGCAGGGAGAAUUAGUGGAAUUUCAAUUCUCAUUCUUUCAUCGAUAUAAUGAAAAUCUGUGACUAUAAAUCUAUAAAGAGUCUGUGACUAUAAAGCUAUAUGUCGUUGACUGGACAUGGAACUCGUUCUUAUAAUUCUCGGUUAAUUUUUCAAAAGGGCGUAUAAGCAAGUGACAGUUUCUCUUUAAUAACUCUCUCUCUUUCGAUUAUUGUGAUGUGAUUAAAAAGAUUUUCUUUGAUAUCACUAUUCUGUUUGAAAGUCGAAAGUUUCGGGUAUCAUUCAUGCAGAGUUGAGUGAUAAACGUGGAAACCGCUUGAUAAUUAAUAGAAGAAAAUGUGAACAAAGAGAAACUGUCACUUGCUUAUACGCCCUUUCGAAAAAUUAACUGAGAAUUUGCAAGCGGACCUGAGAGUGACAAUUUUUUCUCGCCACUUUCGUCUGUUUUGAGUAAUUGAAAAUGAUUUUUAUUAGCUCUGAUUCAAAUAACUACGUCAACAUUAACUGUCGUUUACAGUUAUUUUCCCUUCUUCUCAUCACAACACUUUAGAUGACCCAUGUUAAUUGUGCAGCGUCAGAAGUUAUAACGCCAUUUAUUAUUGGUUCGUAGUCACAAAAACUCCUUUUUCACGACACUACCACAAAUAUUUUGGCUGUGUAGCAACACAGGGUCCUCUUAGUACGUAUAAAACUUCUUUCUUGCGAUUUACUCAAGGAUUCACCGCACUGACAUAAGACAACGUGCGCAAAAUAAAAAAAAACUGUUUUCAAAACAUUCAGAGUUUGACCACCAGAGAAUGUAUAGUGUCUGGAUUCUUCUGAUUUAAUGAAAGGUAAAAAUUACAGAAGUAAUCAAACCAAGUUUUUUUGCGGUUUGAAACUAACUUUUUUCUUCUUGGUGGCGUCACCGAACUUAUGACUAAAGCUGGUUGAUGGCACAUUCAUGGAAGCUUUAUCGCCGAUUAGUUUUCGUUUAUAGUCCAAUUGACUUUUGUUCCAUUGACUAUCGGUAGAAAUCUCGUGGUUUUUCAGUGGUAACGUACUCGGAACCGCCAAACUACCUAAUUUUGAGUACUUUCCACCUAAUGUCGGAGUUACGUUCAAUAACCUAGAUCCAGGUGAAGUGACUCUAAGUAGUUUCCAUAAGGCACUUUUUUGGGUACUUUUGCUCUUUGUGUUUUGACAACAAUGGGAAGAGCGAAUGAAAGAAAAAAUUCAAUACAACUCAAAAUUAAGUAGAAUAAGUUGAAAAAAUGUAGUUUUCAUCGGAAAUUGUGGUUCCAAAGAAAAAACAACAUUGAUUUUCAUCUAUAUUUCUCAUUAAAAUCAUGUAUUUUCAUUACAAAAUCGUGACUGAAUUUUUUACAUGAAUAUUUGUUCAAAUUGUCUCAAUUUGCAAAGUGGUUUGAAAUUUUCCCACGAUUUUUGCUGAAAUUUCAAAAUUGAAUAUGUUUUAAAAAAUCUUUGUAACUUUGAAGUUCGAAUUCAUACAUAUUUUAUUUUAUUCAAAUCAAUCUUGUACUUCAAGAUAAAAUAGCUUUAGAUUAGAGUUCAUAUAACCAGAGUGAUGACAGCUGUUCAUUUGGAAUGACAGUUUUGUUCUACACGAGCAAACGACCUGUUAAAAUACAAUGUAAAGCUAACAAAACUGCCAACAUUUUGGAUUAAAUGUUGAGAAUUGUUGCCAACAUUACGGAUGAAAUGUUGUCACUCUGGUUAUAGGCUCUAGAUAUGGGUAAUUACAACAACACGGAAAAGUUCGCGAUAGCAAAACAACUAAAACAUUUAUCUUUUUUUUAGAAUCCGAUUGGUUAAAAAUGGGUACAAACUAAUCGAUUGUGCUUUUUUUUUCCUAAACUGUCAGUUUUGAAUUAUCAUACUGGCGCCAUAAACGUGUAAUGGAACACUACAAUCAAUCAUCGGAGUACGGAAAAAGAAAAUCUAUUAUGAAUUGUCAUUGUAACAAAUGAGCAACGACAUACUCUCAGCAGUUACCUGGGUUGUAACAACUUACGUAGUUGUUUAUUUCCUAAUUAGGAUGGAUUCAAAGGCAUUUCAGAUGUUCAAACCAACUAUCUAGUUGAAACUAUAGCAAAACAAAUGUUACGCUCAUCGAAUUAACUGGGUGCCAGAUCGAAGUGUAAUUCGUUCAAGUUAACUAUCGUUGCCAUCAACUUGAAAAUCGAUGCAUUUUCUCGGUGAUUUUUCCACGACAUAUGAGGUCGUUUUUCCAUGAUCGUCGAUGAAGAUUAUACCAUGUGCAUACCAAAAUACUGAAGCCAAAAUCUUUCCAGCUGACUGGUGUGCUUUUGAACGCUUCUAACGUGGUUCACCGGCUGCAGUCCACUCAGAUGAUGAUCGUUUUGAUUCCGGAGUGUAGUGAUGGAUCCAUGUUCCAUCCAUUGUCACAUAUCGACGUAAAAAUAUUUGAUUUUGUUACUCGCAAACAUAGCCAAACACUGAUCUGUUCAGUUAACAUGUUAUUGUUUUUGAUCCCCUGUGAGUAAACGCGGUACCCAUUUUGAGAACAGCUUUCUCGGGUCAAAUGUUCAUGCAUAAUUUUAAACACACUGCCUUCUGCUAUCUUUACGGGCUCAGCUAGUUUACGAUUAGAUAUAACCAAUUUGUGGACUUUUUCGAUGUUUUUUGGAGUAACUCCCUCAAUUGGACGACCAAAACUUUCGCCAUCAUCAGUGUCUGUACGACCGGCAAAUGUUUUUUUCGAUAGAGCGCUUUUGAAGCUAUUACUGAGCUUGUACAAUUUUUUUUCAUCAAGAAACAAUGAUAAACUAACACACGAAAUUGUUUUGAAAAUAACAAAAGUAGCUUCAUUUAAAUGUUGGUACUUCAUAAACGUCAUAUGUAUUUUACUAUGAUAGCGCCAUCUGUGUGUCAGUGAGACACGAUUUAUUAAAAGGUGUGUUAUGUCACGAUGUGUAAAUUUAAAUAUUUUUCAGAAGGCAACAGCAGAUUUUUUUUUUUAAAUGUUUCAUUGAAUCGAUAAAAUUUUAGCGAAAAUCAAGCAUAUCUCAAACAUAAUUGCAUUUUGUGGAGUGUUUGGUUCCAUAUUCAAACACGUCGUUCUAAUUUUGACUCAUACCACAGCCGGGAGGACACGUUUGGUUGGUAGCAAUGCUCUGCUCCUUAUUUUCAGGUUAUUUUUCGUUUUUAUCAGUCUUAGAAAGUAUUUUCGAUAGUGGACACAGAUAAAUCUUACUAGUGACAGUGUGAAACGAAUAAGUAAAGGAUAUAUGAAAAAACUAUUCAAUAGUCGAUUAAGAGCAACGGUUCGUGUAAUAUUAGAUUGUGUAAACCCCUAGUUGAUAAAAUUUUAGAUAGGCAAUAAUAACUCAAUUGUACCAUUGUAUUGACAGAAAGAAACUAAGCAAAACAAAAAACAAAAAAGAGACCGGUCUUUCUCACUCGUACUAGAAAUAGCAUUGGGUAUAACUGUUGUUGAGCAUUUUGUUUGAAAAUACUUAAAGACGAAUCGUUCAACGAAAAAUCGAAAGUUUGUUUCGAAUGUCUUAGCGCAUAGUUUUUACCAAAUAAUAAGUAAACCCAACAGUACCAAGAAUAUGAUUGAUUGUUGCUCAACGUCGCGUAUGUUUUUCUGUAUAGGUAAGACGAUCCGCAGAAUAAUCACCAAUAAAAUAAUGUUCGUACAA
Messenger RNA from Malaya genurostris, 8815 nucleotides. Its product is annotated as arf-GAP with dual PH domain-containing protein 1-like. Lineage: Eukaryota; Metazoa; Arthropoda; Insecta; Diptera; Culicidae. Gene Ontology annotation, biological process: positive regulation of GTPase activity. Gene Ontology annotation, molecular function: phosphatidylinositol bisphosphate binding; GTPase activator activity. The record is from RefSeq and is a predicted model, not a curated record. Bases 484 to 1635 code for a protein of 383 amino acids. The transcript has 4 exons. Gene Ontology annotation, cellular component: intracellular membrane-bounded organelle; plasma membrane.